AUGGCUACAGAAGUGAGAUUGGGCUUCCCGUGGACCUCAUUUAGGGCCAGCCCCUCUAAGCAUCACUACCUGGUGGCAGUCCACCCUACCGGGAUGCAAAUCGCGGUUUGGUUUGCAAUCUUCGGCUUUGGACUGCACCACAACAAGGAGUAG
Messenger RNA from Laccaria bicolor S238N-H82, 153 nucleotides. RefSeq lists its product as uncharacterized. The coding region runs from base 1 to 153 and encodes 50 amino acids. Lineage: Eukaryota; Fungi; Basidiomycota; Agaricomycetes; Agaricales; Hydnangiaceae. The transcript is spliced from 2 exons. The record is from RefSeq and is a predicted model, not a curated record.